UGUAAUUAAGUAUAAUGAGAAAUCGUCGUUUAGAGAAAACGCUCAUGUGUUGGCUGAGCUGUUGAAAAAGCUUCUGCGUCGCCCAUCUGUCUCGGAGCGCUGCUAUUAUUACACCAAGGGCCAUUAUUCUUAAAUCUGACCGCUGUUUUGCUUACAUCGUGUUAUUAUAGCACGCAUUUUAUUUUAAUUUGUAGACGAUCUGAUUGCGCCGCUGAUUCAGCUGGAAGAGAUUGCAUUCACAUCCAGGUUGUGAAUUAUAUCACUCAAAACGGCAUUAAAAUGAGUGAACAGAGCAUUUGCCAGGCCCGGGCCUCUGUGAUGAUCUACGAUGACACCAGUAAGAAGUGGGUGCCCAUCAAGCCAGGCCAACAGGGCUUCAGUCGCAUCAACAUCUACCACAACACUGCAAACAACACCUUCCGUGUGGUGGGGGUCAAACUGCAGGACCAGCAGGUUGUGAUAAAUUACUCAAUAGUGAAGGGUCUGAAAUAUAACCAGGCCACCCCGACGUUCCACCAGUGGCGUGAUGCCAGGCAAGUCUAUGGACUGAACUUUGCCAGUAAAGAGGAGGCCACUACGUUCUCGACUGCCAUGCUUUUCGCCCUCAAUGUGCUUAGCUCACAGGAUGCAGGUCCUGCUGGUCAGCGGCAAAAUGGACCGGCGACUGAUGACACAGAAGCACAAAGGAGACACAUGAUGGAACAGCACCAAAUGCAGAUCGAAAGGGAGCGACGAACAUCUGGCUCAGCAGUCUCCACCCUUCAGUUUAAGGUGUCCACCUCUCAGUCUGACACCCUGCCACCAGAAUACAAGCAGUACCGUGCCAACACUCUCCCCUCCUAUGCCCGCCUUGCACCUUCUCCCCCUUCCUCCUCAGGCUCCUCCCCGUCCUUGCAGGAGCAAGCGGGCAUCUCUCAUGCAGCAGACUCCUCUCAGAAAAAGACUCAGCAGCUUUCUCAGCUUUCUACCUCCCUGGCCUCUGCCUUCUCCCCUGUGCAUCCAGGGGCCACUCUGCCAUCCAGAAACGUGCGUCAGAUCCCGCUGUCUCCCCCUACUUCCCGCCAGAUUGACCCCAAACAUGCCAGGUGGUCCUCCACUCACAUGCAUGCCCCCGUACACACCUCGGUGGCCAUCCCCAAGCCAGUCAAGACUGUCAGCCUACCUCUAGUGCCCCACAACAACGGCUCACCCAAAGUCCCCACUAAUACUAACAACCAGUCAGAAAACUGUUACCUUUUCGUCCCCACCCACAAUGCUCAAGGCCACGCCCACCUACAACAAAUUGCUCCUCCUUUCCACCCAGAGCGGCAGUAUCAUGGCACACCUCCCUCUUAUAGUUCUUUGUUACCAGAGCCCGCACCCGCUCGUGUCUCUCAGGCUGCCACAACACCCAGCACAGGUCCACCCGUCCCUCCAGGACACCCAUCCAUGAUCUCUGCGACUCCCCCUCUUCAUUCCUCUGCUCCUGUUCCCUUGGUGGGUCCUCCAGCUCCUCCGCCCCCGCCUGGACCUCCUCCACCUGUCGCAGCACCUCCUCCGAACCCACCUUCUGUACUUGCUCCAUCGGGUCUGGCUGCAGCUCUGGCUGGGGCGAAACUGCGCAAAGUGCAGAGGCAGCCUGAGGAGAGCUCUGCAGGCAUGGGCAACGCCAAGAAUGAUGCUAGCCGCUCCAGCGGAGGCAGUGGGGGAGGAGGAGAGGGCCUUAUGCAGGAGAUGAAUGCCCUUCUAGCAAGAAGGAGGAAAGCUUCAGAAAAACCGGAAGAGAGUCAAAAUGAAGAGUCCAAUGGCUCCCCGGCCUCACGUGGCUCAGAUGGUUUGAAGAAGCCAUGGGAGCGGGCAAAUUCUUCAGACAAAUCAUCUGCCGCCUCAAGGUUGAGGCCUAUUGGCAGCACCAGCGAUGCAGAGACAGGAGACUUUGACAGAAUGAAACAGGAAAUCUUGGAAGAGGUUGUACGUGAAUUGCAUAAAGUCAAAGACGAGAUCAUUGAUGCCAUUAGAAGAGAACUUACUAGAAUGGGUGCUACAUAGUGUUUACAAGCAUGAGAACAUCUUUGGAAGGCUCCUAGAAGAAGUGCUGUAAAGAUCCUGUGACGCGUUUGAAGAACGUUUUGACAACAUAGCUGCAACAGCAUGGAAAAUUUGCUGUGAGGUUGCAGGAAUGUUGCAACAACCACAAAAUUAAAGAAAGGAGCAAAAGAAAGCUGAGAAAUGGAAGUGAGAUGGAGUAUUUGUAUGCAGGAGAGAAUGGCUUGAUGAAUGGUUGAAUGAAUGAAUGGAUGGAUGGAUGGACCUUCACACUGAAUUUUCUAUUUCCUCCUGUAUGAACAUUAAAAGACUCCGCCCACUGUGCAGUCUGCUGCUCCCAGUCUUUCAAGUCUUAAAAAGAAAGUUGACUAGUUGGACCUUGAUGGAUUUAUUUUUGUUUUAUACUGCUUUGUUGUUUAAUUACUAUGAUUGAUGAAAUAUUAAUAGUGGUAUAGAAAGAGAAUUACAAAAUUGCUUGCCUUUUGUGUCAGUCUUUUGUAUUUUAUUACUAUGUUCAUUCUUCAGUUUGUAAUAAGCACAUUCAGCACAUUUUGUGCUCAUCUGUCUCCAAACCACACCAGUUUUCAUCUUUUUUUGCCAAUACAAAUGUUCACUGUAUUUUUUUUAAAUCUUGAAUUCAAACUGAUGGUGUGAGGUCACUGAUGAUGGGUAUGAGAGAUGUAUCUGUAGCUAAAGCCCUGUGAUAUGACAGUUUUUGGUUGAAAUGUUGAGUCCUAAAUUAUUUCCUAUCGGGUUGAUCAUUGAAACAUUGAAAGACCUUUGAAUAAAACUAAGACCACUGAA
Messenger RNA from Trichomycterus rosablanca, 2829 nucleotides. It is a transcript of the gene evla, whose product is annotated as Enah/Vasp-like a. Gene Ontology annotation, cellular component: cytoskeleton. Gene Ontology annotation, biological process: actin polymerization or depolymerization; positive regulation of actin filament polymerization; protein homotetramerization. The transcript has 14 exons. Gene Ontology annotation, molecular function: SH3 domain binding; actin binding; profilin binding. Lineage: Eukaryota; Metazoa; Chordata; Actinopteri; Siluriformes; Trichomycteridae. The coding region runs from base 280 to 2028 and encodes 582 amino acids. The record is from RefSeq and is a predicted model, not a curated record.